Molecule: messenger RNA, 1936 nt
Organism: Ceratitis capitata (Mediterranean fruit fly)
Lineage: Eukaryota; Metazoa; Arthropoda; Insecta; Diptera; Tephritidae
Exons: 5
Coding region: 147-1886 (579 amino acids)
Molecular function (GO): DNA binding
Source: RefSeq, a predicted model, not a curated record
UUUCUCACUCCUAAUUGCAGAUGUCAGAAUAAAAUUUGUAUAUUUUCUUUUUUUUCUGCGAUGCGUUUAAUGGAUAUUCAGUAUAAAAACUAAGAUAACAUAUAUUGGAUUUUCAAUAGAAAGAGUUGGAAUGCACAGUUAAACAAAUGGAAAGUGAAUCUGUUGAGGGAAACUUGAUCGAACUUGUCAGUAAAUCAUUUCCGGAGGAGCAUAUUGAGGAAUUGUCAGCUGAAGAUUGCGAGAACACUGGAAAUAAUAAAGUGCGUAAAUAUAGCUUUGUGUGGCAUUAUUUUCGCUCUGCAGAAAAUGAUGUUGGAGGUUCUCUAGAAUGUGUCAUAUGCACCAGCAGCGUAAGCAAUCAGACUAGCAACUUGGCCCGACAUUUGUUUUCCGCACACAAUAUAACCAAGAAAUCCCAUAGUGGUGAAGUGGAUAACGAAACUAGCGCUCAUAUCGUUCUAAGUAGGCCAAGCCGGAGUUUUAUAUGGAAAUAUUGCACAAAAGAAGAUUGUAGGUACGCACGAUGUCAUUUAUGUGAUAAGCUAUUGUAUUUUGGUUCCGGAAACACCGCAAAUUUAACUAAACAUUUGCGACGUAAACAUUCUGAAGUUAUUCAAGAGGAAAGUAGUUCAAAGGAAAUGGAGGAUUCUGAAGAUUUACUCACUGUUUUAUCAUCAAAGCAAAUGGACUCAUCUAUUAACAGUUGCGACGAGGAAUUUUGUAAAAUCAAAGAAAACACUUCUGAUAGUAAACAAUCACGCAAAGAACGUAAAGGUAGUAGUUAUGUAUGGAACUAUUGCGAAAAGCUUUCUAGACAUACAAUUCGUUGUAAACUUUGUCAGAAAGUAAUGAGCUUUCAUGGUACAGCGAAUGUAAUAACCCAUCUACAACGACGCCAUAAUAUAAUUGGGCGUGUAGACAAUGAAACAACAACUUUUAAUGAUGGAGCUGAAGAAGAUAAUUUGUUGCCCGACUCAAAAGAAGAUUCCGAUAUAAAUGUGCAUCGGCGCAGGAGACCUGCGGCGGGAACCAGUAUUGUUUGGAAAUAUUGUACCCGCCUUGGUCCGGAUGUGGUUCGCUGCAGUUUUUGCAAAAAGAAUUUAUCGUUUCAAGGCACAAGUAAUUUACAACGCCAUUUACAUCGCAUGCAUGGUAUUGUUACACAAGGGAGAGAAUUCAAGGAAGUGAAUUACGGUUCAGCUGAAAUCGAUGAUAGUUUUGUAUGGGAACAUUGUGAUCGCAUAGAGAAUAGUAAAAUAAAAUGCUCCAUGUGCAAUAGUACCUUUAACGAAAAAGAAUUUUCGAAAAUUCGAACGCAUCUUACAGUAACACACGCAAUACAUUUGGGUCCGCCACCGAAAUUACGCAGACGAAAUGUGGUUUCAGAGGAUACUUGUGAAUCAGAUGAAUAUGAGGACGAAAAUGAUGAUGAAAAUUGGAAAGUUGAGAACGAAUAUACAACAAUAGAGUUUAAUGAUGAAAAGAUAAAGAAGGACCAAACAACUUUCGAUGAUAUAAUAGAAGAAGAUCAAGUAGGACAAAUUAAUUGCGAUGAAGAUCCUUUUGAUCCUAAUAUGUUGCAUGCUUAUGCUGUUGCGCAACCUUUGUCACCUACUUCUAGUCGUGAAGGUUCACCAGAAUGUAAAGUAAAGAGACCAGCAAAUACCGAAAGAUUGCGUGCAUUAAAUGAGGAACGAUUGCGCAUGGAAACUGAAUAUUUUCGAGAAAAGGCAGGAUUUUAUCGUAUGCAAAAAUAUUUCACCGCUUUGCAGGCCAAAAAAGUUCGAAUUGAAUUAGAACGUAUGCAUAGUUCAAGCUCAAAUGGUACAUCUUAUCAUGUUGAUCUAGAUAUUUCAAAUGUCGAAACUUCCAUAAAUACCAUGUAAAGCAAAAAAAAAAAAAAAUAGAAUAAAGACUUAAAUAUUUCGAACCAUUA